CUUUGUCCAAGUAAAUUGUCGAAACGCUAGCACCAUGAAGGCGGCAUCAACAGCCAACGAAGCUGACACGGUGACACUUCUCAGUCGCAUGAUCAAGACAGCGACUGCAUCCUUGUCCUCUUCCUCCAUCGCGUCGCUUGUGUCCAGCGAAUCCCGCGCGGCCACACCAACAGCAGCGUCAUCGAUGGCCGCGAAUCUCCCUCGACUAAGAGCUGGCCGGUUGCUCCUCGAAGUCCAAGGCAUGCAGCGAAAGUGGGAAUCGUACAUCGUCGCUCUUGUCGGCACUGAUGUCACCAAUCUCACACUCUACUACUAUAAGGAUGCCGCAGACAAGCUCCCCACGGGCAUGAUCCGUCUGCACAGUGCCAGCGUCGACCUCAUGGAAGAAGUAUUUUGCGUCAUUACCCUCGAACAGACGUGGUACUUGUGCGCAGACACACCCCAUGACGCGGAAGAAUGGGUCGAUCUCAUUUGCACCACGCUGGAAGCGGCGGCCAUGGAUGCGCCGUUUCCAUCGCAUGCCGAUCCCCCUGCAUCCUCCAACAUCGGCGAUGGCGGUAGUCGACGUCGGCGGCUGUCGAGCCACAUCACCACCUCCACAGUCCAAGAGAUCCAAUCCCGCGACAUGAGCACCCGCGUCGACGAAUUCCUCGAGAUGUACGUGCGAUCAGACGAGACGGACAUCCGCAGCCAGGCGGCGCGUGGGGCCUUGUCAUGGUCAUGCUUGCGCAACAUCACAUGGCGGCUCUGGUUGGGGUGUCUGCCCAUGGACGCGCCGUUGGGGGAGUGGGUGGACAUCACAAGACGACACCGGCGUCGUUACGACCAGCUUCGCGCCAAGCAUGUGCCAAGGGGCUUGUGUGGGCACGACGAGGACUCAAUGAGACAUCCCGUUGUGAUGUAUGACGAGGCGUUGUCGUUCGUGACCAACGACUUGGACGACCAUCCAACCGAGAAACGAUCAGAGGAUGAAGUCGCGCAUAUGAUCUGGAAAGACGUGCGUCGAACGAGAAGUACCAUGCAGUUCUUCCAGAACGACCGCAUUCAACGCACGUUGCUGCAUGUAUUGCUCGUGUACGCCGCGGAACAUCCCACAAUCUCAUACAAUCAAGGCAUGGGCGAGCUCUUGGCCGUCCUCGUGUACUUGUUGCAUGUGGAACGAUGGAGUAGUCCCAGCCGUGACGUUGCCGAAGUAUCCAUCGACGACCAAAGCGAAGAAGACUCGUAUGUGCAUGUGGAUAUGGUGGACGUCGACACGACAAAUGUGCUGGACGCGACCGGUUUGCUGCAGAUGCGACCCUUCGCAGCGAUUAAAGCCACGUGCACGCCGUACGUCCGACCUUUCAUGCUGCCACGCGACGAGGAAAUAUCCCAACAUUGACACCGUAUCGAAUGGGAAUAUUCCCUCUAGGAACUGCAAACAUGCCGUGGCUACGCUCUUGGCGACCCUCACGGACGACCGCUUCCUCGAGCACGACGCGUUUGCCUUGUUUGAACAAGUGAUGGAACGCAUGGCCCCCAUGUUUUGUCCGCACGCCACGUCUUGUGACCGUCGUGGAGAAUUUUCCCCACGUCGGGACGACUCGUCCCUCCUUCAAGCGCAAUGCGACCACAUCCACAACGUCCUCCUGCGCCGAGUGGACCCGGUGCUCGCAGCACAUCUGCACUCGUUUCACAUUCCCCCAGAAGUGUACUUGCUCCGGUGGCUCCGCCUCCUCCUCGCGAGGGAAUUUCCCAUGUACCAAGUGUGGGUGAUUUGGGAUUCCAUCUUUGGGCUUUCUCCCACGGAUUUUGCAUUCGUCGACAUGCUGUGCGUCGCCAUGUUGCACGACAGCCGCACGCUUCUCCUCGCCCAAGAUGACACGACUGGUUUGCUCCAUGCGCUCAAAGAGCUGGGCGGUAGCCACAGCAAACUCGUGGAAAGUGCGCGGAAAAUGCACACCCAGCACCAACUCGACGCCCUCUAUGAGAACUUUCAACGACGUUAAGGAAAACUCGCACGAAAUUAUCCAUUGGGAACAUUCCCCAUGUGUGUUGUGUCGC
This is a messenger RNA of Aphanomyces astaci, 2043 nucleotides long. RefSeq lists its product as hypothetical. The transcript has 5 exons. The record is from RefSeq and is a predicted model, not a curated record. Gene Ontology annotation, molecular function: GTPase activator activity. Gene Ontology annotation, biological process: activation of GTPase activity. NCBI's taxonomy places the organism in Eukaryota, Oomycota, Saprolegniomycetes, Saprolegniales, Verrucalvaceae. Bases 35 to 1381 code for a protein of 448 amino acids.